CAGUUCUAACGAGAUUUCAUUCAUUAGAUUAUUAUUUGAGUUAUAUUUUAUCAUUGUAAUCACUUUGAAACCAACAGAGCUAAUAUCUGCGUUCAGACUGUUUUUAUUUCAAACGUAGUCAGCUGUUUGUAAAGGAAGAAUCCAACAUGGCGGAUACCAACUGAAGAAGAAGAAGAAGAAGGCGUAAACCGGACGUUUUACGCGGUGACGCAGUUACGUACAAGAGGAAAUGUAGUUUUCGGCAGCAGCGUCUCUUCGUUGUGGCGAGGUCAUGUUUCUCCAGAAUGAACCCGGUCCGCAAACGCCUCAGACUCAGCCCGUCCAGAACCGCCGUGCGCAACGACACCAGCUCCACCGCCCAGAGCCUCAGACCGCCAUGCUCUGGUCCUCAGCUCCUCUCCCAUGAUGCUUCGCUGCUGCCACCUCCCGCUGCUCCGGCUGGAGUCGGAGCUCAGGAGGAGGAGGAGGAGGAGGGUUACCUGCUGGUGCAGGAAGACACCACCGACUCCAGCCUCAUCAUCACCAUGGAGGACAGUCAGGUGGAGGUGAAGGCAGUGAGGAGGAGAGCAGUGAGGAAGAAGAAGAGGAGGCGGACAGAUGAGGAGGGGGGCGGAGCCUCAGAGAGCGAGGAGGAGGAGGAGGAGGAGGAGGAGGCGGCAGCAGGGGUAGAGCUGGAGAUUGACAGACGGCUGGACCAAUCACUGGAAACAAAAUCCAAACAGCACAACCUGACCACAGUGAAUGUCAGAAACAUCAUCCACGAAGUGAUCACCAACGAACAUGUGGUGGCCAUGAUGAAAGCCGCCAUCAACGAGACCGAGGCCGUCCCUCCAUUUGAGCCCAAAAUGACUCGAUCCAAGUUCAAAGAAGUGGUAGAGAAAGGAGUGGUGAUUCCAGCCUGGAACAUUUCACCCAUCAAGAAGACCAGUGAUGUUAACAAGGCUCCUCAGUUUGUGGACAUCCCUCUGGCUGAAGAAGACUCCUCUGAUGAAGAGUACCAUCCUGAUGAGGAAGACGAGGACGAGACAGCUGAAGAUACGUUCCAGGAGAGCGACAUGGAGAGCACAGCUUCGUCUCCGAGAGGGAGUCGUCUGAACAGAAUGGAGGAGGACAGCUGUAGCCCCUGGCAGACUUCUCGGAGCCGCUCCAGGCGCCUGAGGGCGGGGUCUGUUGCAAUGGGACCUCCCCCUCCUCCAAAAGCCCCGGCCCCUAAAGUGACUGACAGCACCUUCCUGGAGAAACUUCAUGCUGUGGAGGAGGAGCUGGCUGUGUGUAUGGAGCCUUACCAGCCUCUGUCUGAGUCAGAGGACGAGGUCGGUCUAAUGGCGUACCGGACGAGGUCCAAGCGUCCAUUACGUGAUGUCCCGCUGGGCCGGCUGGAGGCGGAGCUCCGAGCUCCUGACAUCACACCUGACAUGUACGACUCCAGUUCCACCCACGAGGACAGGGAAUGGACUGAUUGGCUGAGAGGCCUGAUGACCUCAGACAUGGACAAUGAAGAGGAGUGUGACGAUGAAGAUGAUCCAGAAUAUAACUUUCUGGCCGACAUUGAUGAACCUGACCAGGAGGAUUACCGUGAUGACAAGGCUGUCCGCAUCACCAAGAAGGAGGUGAAUGAACUGAUGGAGGAGUUGUUUGAAACGCUGAAAGAAGACCUGGCGGGACAGGAAGUGGAAGAUGAAGGCCAUGAGGAAGAGGAGGAGGCUCUGGAGGAGACUCACACUGUUCAAACACACACACCUGAGGAGCAGCACAAUACCGGGCUGGGCGAUGACGAGGUGGACGACGGACCAAUCACAGAGCUGCGUACAGUGAAGCAGCAGCUGGAGUUCAUGAAGAAAAGACGACAGCUCGGCCUGCAGACACACACACUGUGUAACACACACACACACAGUCCGGAGCCGUACACACUGAAACUGGACGGACGACAGCGGAGCCGACUGCAGCAGCAGCUACAGCAGCACGUGCAGCUGUUGACUCAGGUUCACCUGUUGAGCUCACCUGUGGCCAAACUUCACAGCGAGGCUGAGACCACCAGACAGUUCCUGUUUGAGUUGGACCUGUUGGCUCAGAGGGGAGAGCUGCUGAUGUCUUCAGGUUGUCCUGGUUUCUGCAGUGUCUUCAGAGCCUCCAACCUGCAGGGGGCGCUGCAGCUGCUGGAGGAGCUGAGACUGACUCCCAUCAGCUACCGGCCGCAGCACCACCCGCCAGACGCCAGAGGACACAUGCGUUGUUACCCCGUCAUGCCAGCUGAACUGGCCUGGCUCUUUGCCACCCGUCCGGUCUUCCUGUACCCUGAGCUGCUGCCCUGUGCCAGUCUGGACCCGGCUCUAUACUGCCCCCGCAGGACGGCCGCGUUCACUGCAGCUGAGGACUGCCUGCUGGUUCUGGGUCUGAGGAACAUGGAGGGCUCAUCUGAUCCCACUAAACUGGUCUCUCAGUUCCUGCUGAGGAAGACUCUGGUCCAAGUCCGGCGAAGAAUCCUGCAGUGCUGCAGACCUGGUUUCCCUGACAACAUCGUCAAGGCCUUCCGGUACCAGCGGGUGUUGCAGCCGAUGUUGGUUGCGUGCCGUCCUGUUGAUCCGGCGGAGCGGCGCCCCCCAGUGGAGAGGGAGGAGCAUGUCCUGCCUCUGUGGCUGCUGCGGAGUCUUCCUGUCAUCUACCCGACCAUCAAACACUAUAACAGCCUCUUUGACUCUGCUACCGAGGCCCUGCCCCCCUGCAGGUCAGGUGGGGCCCGUCAGAGUCACCUGACCUUCCUCCGCUGUGCCUCCCACACCUAUAGCUUCUCCCCCGGGACCAGAUACCCCCACGCCUCCCCAAACACCUCGACUUCAAACGCAUUGGCUUCCUGCAGCUGCACCAGCCCCUCCCCCUCGUAA
Messenger RNA from Dicentrarchus labrax (European seabass), 2882 nucleotides. Its product is annotated as GON-4-like protein. The coding region runs from base 285 to 2882 and encodes 865 amino acids. Gene Ontology annotation, molecular function: transcription coregulator activity. The transcript is spliced from 20 exons. Gene Ontology annotation, cellular component: nucleus. Lineage: Eukaryota; Metazoa; Chordata; Actinopteri; Moronidae. Gene Ontology annotation, biological process: regulation of DNA-templated transcription. The record is from RefSeq and is a predicted model, not a curated record.